Molecule: messenger RNA, 1688 nt
Organism: Hirundo rustica (Barn swallow)
Lineage: Eukaryota; Metazoa; Chordata; Aves; Passeriformes; Hirundinidae
Gene: FOXD3
Product: forkhead box D3
Exons: 1
Coding region: 1-1212 (403 amino acids)
Biological process (GO): anatomical structure morphogenesis; cell differentiation; regulation of transcription by RNA polymerase II
Molecular function (GO): RNA polymerase II cis-regulatory region sequence-specific DNA binding; DNA-binding transcription factor activity, RNA polymerase II-specific
Source: RefSeq, a predicted model, not a curated record
AUGACCCUGUCGGGAGGCGGCAGCGCCAGCGACAUGUCCGGCCCCGCCGUCCCGGCGGCCGAGGAUGUGGAUAUCGACGUGGUGGGCGAGGGAGACGACGGGCCGGGCAAGGACGGCGAGGGCGAGGCCGGCAGCCCCGCCGCCCUGCCGCGCCUGCCGCUGGACGAGGCGGCGGAGCUGGCGCUGCCCGCGGAGGCGGGCGCGGAGAGCGGCAGCAGCGGCAGCGGGAGCCCGGCCGGGGCGGCCCCCGGAGGAGCGGCCGAGGGAGGCAAGGGAGGCGGCGAGGAGGGGGCGAGCGGCGGCGGCGGCGGCGGCGGCGCGGCGGGGCAGAGCAAGCCCAAGAGCAGCCUGGUGAAGCCGCCCUACUCGUACAUCGCCCUCAUCACCAUGGCCAUCCUGCAGAGCCCGCAGAAGAAGCUGACGCUCAGCGGCAUCUGCGAGUUCAUCAGCAACCGCUUCCCCUACUACCGGGAGAAGUUCCCCGCCUGGCAGAACAGCAUCCGCCACAACCUCUCCCUCAACGACUGCUUCGUCAAGAUCCCCCGGGAGCCCGGUAACCCGGGCAAGGGCAACUACUGGACGCUGGACCCGCAGUCCGAGGACAUGUUCGACAACGGCAGCUUCCUCCGCCGCAGGAAGCGCUUCAAGCGGCACCAGCAGGAGCACCUGCGGGACCAGACGGCGCUGAUGAUGCAGGGCUUCGGCGCCUACGGCCUGGCCGGACCCUACGGCCGCCCCUACGGGCUGCACCCGGGCGCCUACACGCACCCCGCGGCGGCCGCGGCCGCGCUGCAGUACCCCUACAUCCCCCCGGUGGGGCCCAUGCUGCCGCCCGCCGUGCCGCUGCUGCCGUCCAGCGAGCUCAGCCGCAAAGCCUUCAACUCCCAGCUCAGCCCCAGCCUCCAGCUGCAGCUCAACAGCCUGGGCGCCGCCGGCUCCAUCGUCAAGUCGGAGCCCAGCAGCCGCCCGUCCUUCAGCAUCGAGAACAUCAUCGGCGUCCCCGCCGCCAGCUCGGCCGCCAGCGCUCAGACUUUCCUGCGGCCGCCGGUCACCGUGCAGUCGGCCCUCAUGGCCCACCAGCCGCUGGCGCUGGCCAGGACCACCGCGGCCAUCGCCCCCAUCCUCAGCGUGCCUACCAACAUCAUCGCGGGGCAGUUCCUGCAGCCCGCCGCCCCCGCCGCGGCCGUGCAGGCCAAGUGGCCGGCGCAGUAGCCCCGCCGGUAGCCCCGGGCAGAGCCCCGGGGAGCUCCGGCCGCCCCCUCGGGGAUCCGCGGCCGCCCGGGGCUCGGAGCAGCAAGAGGGCAGCGGCCGCGGCCGCUUGUACAUAUUUGUAUCAAAAAUCACUGACGUUGCUUUCGGGGUUUUUAUUUUUCUAAAGAGGCGAAAAUGACGGUCGCGAUUAAAGGAGCCGCGAACUUUCGCUUUUUUUGAAGGUUCCGGCGCUCCGAGCGGUUUUAUCCGAAAUAAACGAACAAAAGAGGGAAAGAAAAAAAAAGAAAGAAAGAAAGAAAAAAAGGUAUUAAAAAAAAUAAAUAAGCGGGGGAAAUUUUAAAUAUUAAACGAACGAACGGGGGGAAAAAAAGAAAAAAGAGAGAGAAUUUUGGAGAGGAAAAAUAAAAAAAGGAGGAAAAACGCUGUCAUUCUAUUAUAAGAAGUCUGUUUAUAUAUGAAUGAAUAUAUGUAUUCUA